Eruca vesicaria subsp. sativa (arugula) is the source of this 1068-nucleotide messenger RNA. The record is from the annotation of a GenBank genome assembly. NCBI's taxonomy places the organism in Eukaryota, Viridiplantae, Streptophyta, Magnoliopsida, Brassicales, Brassicaceae.
AAGCAAGAAGCAUUUGAAAGCAGUCACAAAGAACAUCAAAAAGAAUAAAAGUAUGAGAAGGCUCUUUCUCUUCUCUCUCUUGUUCUUCCUCUUCUUCCACUCAUCCUCCUCCUCAAGAUCUUCAUCAGAAUCUCACAUCUUCAUCUACGGUGGAUGUUCACCGGAAAAAUACACACCAAACACUCCUUUUGAAACAAACCGCGACAAUUUCCUCUCCUCCGUCGUUACUUCCUCCAUCGAAGCCUCCUUCAACAGCUUCGCCGUCGGCAACGACUCUUCCUCCUCCUCCUCCGCCGCUGUCUUCGGCCUUUAUCAAUGCCGUGAAGAUCUCCGAUCAUCUGACUGCUCAAAGUGUAUCCAAAACUCCGUCGACCAAAUAACUCUCCUCUGCCCUUACUCUUACGGUGCUUCUCUCCAGCUCGAAGGCUGCUUCUUACGUUACGAGACCAACGACUUUCUUGGGAGACAAGACACGAGUCUUAGGUACAAGAAGUGUAGUUCCAAGAGCGUUGAGAAUGACUAUGAUUUCUUUAAACGGAGAGACGAUGUGUUGUCGGAUCUUGAGUCGACUCAACUAGGUUACAAAAUUAGCCGGUCCGGUCUAGUCGAAGGUUAUGCUCAGUGUGUUGGUGACUUGAGUCCUAGUGACUGUACGGCUUGUCUUGCGGAGUCUGUUGGGAAGUUAAAGACUCUUUGUGGCUCUGCGGUUGCUGCUGAGGUUUACUUGGGUCAGUGCUAUGCUCACUAUUGGGGUUCUGGUUACUACGACUUCUCUUCAGAUCCAACGAACGGAGAUAACGUGGGGAAAUCAAUUGCGAUCAUCGUAGGAGUCAUUGCUGGGUUCGCAAUUCUUGUUAUCCUCCUCUCCCUCUGCAGAAAUUCCACGCAUUGAUAUAAAGAAGACAUGAUUCGAGAUAAAAGAUUCUAUAGAGGUAGAGGGGCUUGUUUUGUUUUGAAUUCUCUUAUUUUGUAGGAACAUAUCCGUUACCUUGUUAUUUAUUUUUGGUUCAUCAAAAGGAAAAAAAAAAACACUUCAAGUGACCUAUAAAAAUUUGAAAUGCGACCCGU